Messenger RNA from Gymnodraco acuticeps, 7910 nucleotides. RefSeq names its product cilia- and flagella-associated protein 54-like. The record is from RefSeq and is a predicted model, not a curated record. Lineage: Eukaryota; Metazoa; Chordata; Actinopteri; Perciformes; Bathydraconidae. Gene Ontology annotation, molecular function: protein binding. The coding region runs from base 38 to 7738 and encodes 2566 amino acids. The transcript has 57 exons. Gene Ontology annotation, biological process: cilium assembly.
AUAAGUCGGUUACUUUGGUACGGCUGUGGCCGCAGAAAUGGACUUACCUGCUUCAUAUUACGGGAAAGUUAAUAAUAGAAACCCCGUUGUUUUAACUUUUGAACGAGACAUAAACUCGUUUAUAACGCUGAUGAGACGAUCCACUUCCUCUACCAGCCGAAACAACGACUGUCAUGCUAAAGGGAUGAAAAUCCAAAUGGACAUAUGGAAAAAGUACAAACAUCGACUGCCUUGGAAGUUGUACCAGGAGCGCAUGUUGCAGAUUGCAGAUUUUCUCUUUGGGAUAAAGUUGUACCAGUCAGCUCUUUGGCAGGGAUACAGUCUCAACCUGCUGCAGUUCAACUCUGCUGCUGUGAGAAUAACUGACAUCACAGAUGUAAAGCAUUUCAUGGCCUACUUCUUCCCUGAAGGGUUUGAUACAGACCAAGAUACAUUUGCCAUGAAGAUCCGUGCAAUGCACGGCUGUGCCCUGUGUAUAUUUGAACUGGAGAAAAGGCACAGUGUCCUCAGCCAAAAGGGACUCUGUAAACUGCUGGAUGUACUGAACUUCCUCAGGAUCAUGAUGCAGGCUGUUCAGCAACACGAACAUCUCUGCUGGCAACUAUAUAAUGGUUCUUUACACAUCUACACCAUCUGCCGUUACCUGAUGACCAAGAGUUGUAGUGCACAGGCGCUGGAGUACCUUCUAUGGGCAAGCAUCAGUUUAGAGCUGUCCCUUCCUCUGAUGACUGCUCAGUAUCUGCCGUGGAUUGUCACACUCUACUGUGCUGUCUGCCACUGUUACUAUGACAACAAGGCUGCUGUUCAAGCGGAGAAAUUUGCAAGGAGAGCCCUUGGAAAAAUCAAUGAGUUAGCAAAGCUGGAACAGCAGAGUGAUGUUCCUGUCACCAGAGAGACUCAGAGAGCUUACAAAGAAGCCUCCAUCAAGCUUGCUGCUAUGCUGUUUAAACGUUCACCGUUUGAGGCCAGACGAAGAACCAAAACUUCGUUCAGGCAUAAAAUCAAAAGCACCUUGAAGGACAUACCCAAUGGGCCAUGGCCUCGUACUACAACAGAGCGCAUGCUAAUGAGCCUGUUCGACAGCAGUGCAGCGCAGUUCCUGGGCAUUUUGGAAGCCCUUUGGGACAGCACCAGACGCCCCCUGCAUACGAGGAUGCCAGAUGAACCAGAGCUGCAGGAGGUGAUCCUGGAACUCCUGUCUGCUGGCAUCAGUAUAUUAUCUGGAGCAGCAACUUCUAGCGAGUCUCUUGGAUGUCUCAGUGCACUGACACCAACCUCCACUUUAUUGGAUUUAGCCGUUGCAGGAGGAAACAAAAUACCCUUCAUUUCUGCGAUGAAGUUUAUCAAGAUGUUGUUUCAGUACAAGCAGACAGAUGCUUUCACUGAACUUGCCAGAGAGAUGCUGCAGGUUUUGUCUGGUGUGGAAGGUCAGUCACACAGGAGGGCAGAGCUGGAGCUUGCUUUAUUUGACAGUUUCAACACUCUGUUGUCUUCCCAGAGGGGCCAUCCGAAAGAGGACAACACGAGUGAUGGCAAUCACAAAUCUUCAUUCUCAAUGAGUGAUGAGUUCAUCGGCCUGGUAGACACCCUCCACAAGUCUGUGUGUGCCUCUGCUCCUGAGGUGCAGCCGGAUGAAGACCUGGUUGCGGAUGUUUUAUUAUUUCUCUGGGGUCAAGUGAGGCUGGUGAUCCAAAGGGAGCAGAUGCCAAACUUAGAGUUUCUACAUUACCUUGAAAAGUUGGAUCAUUACGAUAAGUGGCUGUGGUGUCUAUCUAUGCUGUGUGAUGUGGCUUUUGCCUGUGAUUUUCCAACUGUGGACUACAUAAUAACAGCAGAGAUGGUUCUCACAUUGGCCACACUGCUAGAGAGUGCAGCUGAACCCAGCAAACAAUGUCCUGGAUCUCGUGAAGUGAACUGUGACAGUGGGAAGCCACUCUCUAUUCUUGAGAGUUCAAGUACAGGGCUGCUUCAGAAAGUGUGUGUGUUGGUGGAGCAGGGUCUUGAUGCCCUGGUAAAGGGUGUAGAUAUAUCGCCGCCUCAAGAUUGCUCAGCGAUCACUGACGCUGCCUUCAUGCAGAAAUGUCGUCCCCUCAUUCCAUCAACUCCUAUAUCUUCUUUGACAUCAUUGCAAGAGGAAAAUAAAGGAGGUGAAAUAAGUGGGAAGGAAAAAGAAGAAGUGGAAACCGAGGCAAAAUCAGAUAUUGAAAGCUCUCAACACACUCAGUCCAAACGUGUGUUCUUGCUGGCCUCAGACCUUCAUCUAGAACUGGACAUCAUUCACCACAGGGCUUCUCUGAAGUUACUGCUGCUGAAUGCAGUUGAAGAGUCUGAACUGUUGAAUCGGAUCAAGAAGAACAAGGGGUCCAAAGCUCUUUUCCUGAUCCAGAAAGCCUUGCUGGCGCACAACGACAUGGAGCCAAAUGACAGCCAGAAAACCCAGAGUCUGCUGGAGGAGGCCUCCACCUUGAUAGAGAAAGCAGGGGUGGAAGAAAGGAAACUGUAUAUCUCGACCUGUAAGACUCCAGCUGAAAAUAAAGAUAAAGGAACGAAGGAGAAGAAAGAAAACCCUCCACCUGCCCCCAUCCUGCUCUCACGCACCAACCUCUCCUUUACCUUUGCCCCAGCACCUUAUAACUUAGAGGAACAGGUUUACUGGUAUCAGCUCUGCGGACGUCCGGCUGAGGGCACUAAUUGGAAAGUCCGCCUUGGGGACUGCAGCCUGCCAGGAACUGGAAAUUGGGUACCAUCAGUAUCUGGGGAGAGCGUGCUGAGGGUUGAGGGGCUGCAGCAAAAUCAGAAGUAUGUGUUUGCAGUAGCAGCCUACGACAGCCAGGGAAAGCUCCUGGGUAACAGCAUAGGAGAUUCAACAUUUCCACUGCUGGCGUCCUUGCCGGUACCAUUGCUCUCUACUUUGGCUUACUUGGCACAGGUUGCAUUUCAAACGAAUCAGUAUGAUGUUGCAAAGAGAGCCUGCAGAGAACUGUGGAUCCACUAUACAGACCCCGACUCUGGAGCCCACAGCACACAGGAAAGACUUGCCAUGACAGGGCUGCGUGUCCAAACCCUGCUACUGUCCUCUCCUCACCUGUGUCAGCUGUUCCUCACUUCCAUCUUCAUUGAGACGGAGAUAAACAUUCAGCAGGGAUCGCUAAAUUGUGACUCAUUUAGUGACGGUGGAGCGUUUAUCUGGGAACAGGAAGUCCGACUGGCAGAGUGUGAGCGAAUGCUGGUGGCCAUGGACCUGGCCAUGUGGUUGAACGACGGCUGCUUUGCCGUGCAAGCUGCAGUCAGCUGUUACGGCCUGUUAGCACCAAUGAUCUUCCAUCAGAUCACUUGCGACCAAGUAGUUCAGGUGUUGAACAAAUGCUUGAUAGUUCUGGAGGAGAAUUCAGGACUCUUUAAACAAAACGGGACUGGAAACACAUCAGAGUCAUUUAUGCACAUGAUAGCGUGCAUCACCUACUACCUCUCCAAGGCAUUACGUGUGCUCAGAGAGCAUCACAUGGCUUCUGUGGUGAUGGACUGUGGUCGCAGGCUGCUCCAAGAGGUCUACGAAGCCCAGCUGCAGAUCAGUGGACUUACCAAUAAAGCUAAAAGGGCAGAUCAUGCUGCAAUCAAGGCUGAAAUGAAGAUAGGUAUUCAACUGAAGGCUCUGUAUCAGAAAAACAAGAAAGAAUGCCCAUCUGAAGCAGCUCUCACAGAACACAAUGACAUUGCACGCCCACUGACUGGCUGUGAGGAUCCCACCAUAUUGUAUGAUCUGAUCUCUAACAGCCCCUUAAAGGAAGCUUAUCUGGACGUGAUGAAGCUCAGACGCAAGGUGUAUUUUAUUGAGUUUGCGGCACUUCUUCUCCAGAGAACCAUGGAAGAAGGCCAACCAGACCUUGUUCUGAAGUGGGGUCAAACCAUGUUUCAAUUUCUUAACAGGCGUGAGGGGGUGAUGGGACUGUCCUCAAAAUGUUUGGAGGGAAACAGUCCGAGCCGAAGAGGAAAUAGUGCUCAGGUUCCGAAAGCAAAUGAACCAUCACAGCAGAACAAGAACACACCUUCACACAAUGAUGCACGAAAGAAACUGAAGCAGACAAUGCCACAGAGCAUGCUUCAGAGAGUGAAAACUAACAGGGAUAUGCAGGCUGUGGAGAACCUGCUAGCCAUGAUGUCGUCUGCGGUGCAACGCCAGAAGAAGCAGUUUCAGCUGAGGAACAUGUGCCGUGAGGAGAGUGUGUGGAAGUCUCACCUCAACCACAUCAUGGCUCAGGCACAUUUAGCUCUGCUUUACCAGGGCCUGGACACGCUGCAUGGAGGAGCCCUGCAGAACAGCUACGGGCAGUUUGAUCCCUUGUGUUUCUCUCUCGCUUACUCUGGUUUCCUGGUGUGGAGAAACUCGCAGCGACAACAGUCUUCUCAUCAUGAGAGUCUCAAAGAGAGAGAAUCCUCUCACUCCUCUCACAAGGAAUAUGUGGCUGCACACAAAGAGAGAAAUAAAAAGGAGGCAGUCAGAGGUGCUGACUCUGUUUCAGAGGAGAGUUGUAAGGAGGAACAGGACUCCUCUCAAACUGUGGAAAAGCUGAUGGAGACACAGAGACGCACCGCUGCCUUGGUGCUGGAUUCACUUAACAAAGCUGCUUUACAUCUACGAAGGGCCAUGGUGUUGGCCCAUCGUGGCAGCCACUGGACUACUCUGCAGUGUGUGUGUCAGACUCUGUGGGAUCAAAGCUGCCGUAUCACUUUCCUAGUGCAUAGUGCUGCUCAGCUUGACCUACCUUCCCCCCUCCAGGACCAGCUGAACACCACCUUCACCCCACUGCUGCUGCUGGCUACUGACCUUAUCAUGGACAUGCUGAACAGACUUGGGCUGUGGAGUGCGUAUGACAGGGACUUGACUGAGGAUGAACUGGAGUCCAGUCUCCACUUCUCAGCCCCGCUGGAUAACAGAACUCAGGCGGACCUGCGUUGGGUUCGCACCCUGGUGCUGCACACUCUGGAGCGUCUCCAUGACAGUGGCCAAUGGGAAAGCCUGGCCCAUUUUGCCUUAGUUUUUAACAAUUACACGCGGGAACGUUAUGCCUUGAUCGUAACUCCUCUAAUAGUCCUUGCUCAGAGAAAGCUACUGGAAAGGAUAAGUUCCUUAAAAGGACCCGCAGUCCCUCAACCACACCAUGUCAAGACCCAGAAGGCCACUGGCAAGGAGGUAACAUACAGAAGCUACGCAGACUCCCAGCUGCUCAUAGGGUGGAGUCCUCACCCUGCUCAGCAAACACCAAUGCAAAAAAACCUCACUAACUCAAGUCCUCAAGACACAGCCGACCUUAAAGGUGCAGAGAUACAGCACUCCAUGUCCCUUGUGUGCGUCCCUCUGGAUGUAGAGGACACACUGAGCUGUUUCCGUCAAGCCCUCGAGAAAAGACCGCACUGUCUUCAGGUCUUCCAGCAUAGUCGCUCCUUACUGCUGCAGCUCCUUGCAUACACAAAGCCCUGCUUUACGGCACAGUUGCAGCAGUGUCAGAGCAGAACUCUCAGCCAUUCUACAAGCCUGGUUGAUUUCAUUCCUAAGCCGUCUCCAGACAUACAACCUUGCGACCUGACCGAGGAGGACUACAGUUCCCCAAAUGCUCUCUACAGCCUCCCCAUCAGCCCUGACCACAUGCCCACAGUCUGUGCUGCAUACUCCGCCUCCAUUAAGUAUCUCCAGGCCAACAAUCAUGAAUCCCUCAGAGUUCUGGCGCUGCAUGAAAUGGGAAACCUACAGUUCUACAAUGGAAACACACGGGCAGCACACGCAUACUGGAGUAAAGCUGUAGACUGUGCCUUACAGAGCUCUGGUGCUGUAGAGAAAUGGGAUGGCGUGUCAGUUCAGGGUGGCUCCCUGCAGCAAACCCUGAACCAGGCUGGCAUUUGGGGAUGUCUACAGGCUGCUGUGCUAACUGCUAAGAUUGCACAGUACAUCUUAAGUGCUGCUGAUAUCAGCCAGCGUACGAAUUGCUGUCUCAUGUCUGCACACCUCUUUAAGUGUGUGCUGUGUUGCUCCCUGGCUCAGCCCCAGGCCGACCUCCAGUACGCCUUUCACAGCAUCGGAGAGGAACUGCUCCCUGGAGCGGACCUUUUCUCUGAGCCUCACAGGGUUCCCCUCGGCUCCACUGUAACCAGCCUCAACUUCCUCUGCCACUGGCUCUACAUCACAGGCCACUACAUCACGCUUCUGCCCAUACUAGCUCUUUACCUUCAUUUUGUUGGGUCUGUGUGCAGAGAUGUCCAGCGCACUAUUGAGGGCAAAAUACUAAAGAUCCGUGCCCUAACUCAACUGUGUCUGUUCACUGAAGCUGUAAAGGAGGCAGCUCAGAUCACACAAGGGACCGGGAUCCUUCUGCCUCAUGCACACUUUAUAACCAAAGACAAUCUCCAACUUGUGAAGACGUUCUACAGCAACAAGUCUCUCCUGGACAAUUCUGAGGCUUUGGAGGAAUUCAUAAACUGUGAAUUUACUCCAGAGAUCAGCACGCUGUAUGGAUCCACAUUGUGCCUCAGAUUCAAACUUGCUCGCACUCAACUAGUCCUGGCACUCAGUGACACCUUGCAUGGCCCUCCUGCUCCAGUGGACACUGAGGACUCCAGUCUGAAGACAGAAGAGCCAAAAGUGUUGACCUUUCAUUCCAAAAAGGAAAAGCUAACUCCAGAAACGAUGAAGUUCCUUUUGCUAGAAGUAGCGUCUUCCUGGUUGCACUCCAUCUCACAGCAACUGAGCUCUCUGUCCUGUAGCGAAAUGGAGAUCCUGGAGCUGACGAUAGAGUCCAAACUUCUGAAGGCCAGCCUGUACCUGCAGCAAGGCAAUGCUGCAGAUAGUUCUGAGGUGGCAAUUUCCUCCUUUAUGCUGCUGCUGACGUCUCCUGUAAUCCUGAAAGGAAUCGAACCUGGCUUUCAGAAACCUGCAUCUGACAGACUGCACACCAGGACUGGGAGUGAACGGGUUACUCAGGAUUGCAGUGUUUCACACACACAGCAUGCAGACUCCCCUACAGCAGUGGGGGCCAGUGAGAGAGUUGGACCCCCUCUGUGGCUGCGCUGCCGCCUGGCUUUGGUCCGCAGCCUCACGUCACACAUCCCUGGCACUGCUGCCCCGUUGCCAGGUAAAAACAUCAAUGAGGAGGCGUCUCGGCUGUUACAGGAGGGUCUUGAUGAAUGUGCACUGUGGGGAGACAUUGAUAUUCAAGCCCUUUUGAUGGUGGAAGGUGCAGAACUGAAAGCAAAGAGAGGCAAGACCGAUGACAGCAUGGCUAUGUUGCAGGAAGCAGUGGCCCUGCUGUCCGGACACACAUCGAUGCCUCCAGGAUCCAGCCUGACUCUGGCUCGGGCCACUCUGCUGCUCAGCGACCUAAGAGGAGUACAGAGCAUCACACUUCUCAAACUGACACAGAAACUACUUAAAAAGCAGCUAAGUGUUUUUGGUCAGAGAGUGGUGUUGGAUGAUGGAAAAAUGUGCUUCCCUCCUCCUGGACCAAGCAACAUCUACCUCCCUUACCUCUACAUGCUGGAUCAGACCACAUUGCAAAUUGGUCGUAUUCUGGAUCUUAAUGCCAUGCAAAUACCAGACCCAGAGGCCCAGUCAUCACAAUCCACUUCCAGGCAGAGAUCAAACCACUCCAGCCGGAUAGAGAGAGACUCUCCUGCAUCAGUUACAUCUCCGUCUCUAAACAGCCUGAACACAUCCAAUCCUAAGAGCCCACCAUGCUCAGCCAGAUAGCCAGAGUAUAUUAACAGCCAUAAUGUCGUGGAUAUAGGGCGGCACGCUCGGUAAUUAAAAGCAAAUAAUAAAUUGAACUGGAAUCUCUGAUUACACUUAAAAAUGCUGAACAAUGUAAAUGUAAGGAAUGUUUAUUUUGUUAUGGAUGAUUUUACCUACAGUAAUUUGUCAU